This is a messenger RNA of Sinocyclocheilus grahami, 1376 nucleotides long. Its product is annotated as F-box only protein 15-like. NCBI's taxonomy places the organism in Eukaryota, Metazoa, Chordata, Actinopteri, Cypriniformes, Cyprinidae. Gene Ontology annotation, molecular function: protein binding. The transcript is spliced from 9 exons. Bases 91 to 1338 code for a protein of 415 amino acids. Gene Ontology annotation, cellular component: SCF ubiquitin ligase complex. The record is from RefSeq and is a predicted model, not a curated record.
AUCUCUUCCCUCUAGCGAAGUUAUCUUGUGAGGUCAUAGGCCAGCAGGGUAAUCAGUCAUGAGAAUGAGUUCAAUCGCCUUAAACUCAUCAUGGCUUCUGGUCUUGGCGAGUUUCUCCGCAGUUUAAGACGAGGCCUUGUGCAAGGUGAACAAAAUUCACCUGCACGUGGAGAUACUCAGGUUGGGGAAGUUGCUCGUGCGAGAAGGCGGAGAGAUGACACCUCCAUGCCGACGCCUUUGCAACGUGAACCGUGUAAAACUCGACCUGUGUUUGAACUUUGCGCAAAGGGCAGCCAUGGAAGUUAUAUGGAGAGAUUGCCUUCUGAGAUCAUCUUGAAGAUCUUUUCCUUUCUGGAUGCAUUCUCUCUGUUCAACAUCAGCUUUGUCAACAAGCAGUUUCAUGAUCUGGCUAACAGCAAUGCGUUGUGGUCUGUGUUGUAUGCUUCUGAGAUUGAAAAGAAAAUGUGGAGACCCCGAGUAAGCAUGAUUAAAGAAGCUGUGAGCAGCACAAUUGUGGAGGAGAAGCCUGCUGGAUACUGGAAGAAGCUGCUGCUCAAGGAGAUGGCCGGCUACAAGGACACCAUGUGGAAAACAGAGCUAAAACACAUGAACCCGCACACGGGCAUGCCAGCUCUGACGGAGCAUGUUCUCAGGAGGUUGCACAUUCAGUGGGAGAUCACACUCACAAAUAGGCAUGGACGGGAAAGUGUCUAUGAGCAGACGCACACUUUCUUCGAAGAUUCAUCGGUUACAGUGUGCUGGAGCCAAGGUGCCUGGCCGUGCAUGUACACUGUUAAUAGCCUGCAGCUUCAUGGAAUAAUGUGUCCAGCUUCACCAGCUCCAGGAGACAAGCCAAGGUGGCGCUCUCUGAUUCGCAAGACAGCUUUGCAAAGAACAGGACAUUGUUCGUUCUUUGGUGCUGACAGGCUUGUGAAGGUGCUGCAGUUUGAUAAAGGGAUCAUCGUCGGACUCUGGCGGGGCAAUUGGAAAAUUGCCUUCAUCAUGGUCAACCUGCACUUCCACAAACUGAUUGAAAGAAGUCUUCUCGGGUCAAGAUUUUGUCCCUACUUACCUGCAGAUGACAAUGCUGUGGACCUUGACUAUAGCCGCCAUGGAUACACUCUGCACAUCGUGCUUCACAAUCCAGUUCAGCGAAUCAUGUGUCAGCGCUUUUCCCCACUGUACACCCGCAGAGUGAUGUCGCAAGGGGAAUUUGUGCAGUUAAUCGCCAUUGAUUUCGCUAAUGUAUCCGAGCACGUGCCCGUGACGAAGUUCAGUCUUCCAUGGCAAGCACAUGGUUUGCAGGGAGAAGUUGAGGUACCUAUGAUUCAUUCCUGAUUCUUAUGCUCAUUGGCACUUUAUUUAGACUUAAUUUC